Dermacentor andersoni is the source of this 866-nucleotide messenger RNA. Lineage: Eukaryota; Metazoa; Arthropoda; Arachnida; Ixodida; Ixodidae. The record is from RefSeq and is a predicted model, not a curated record.
UCGUUGCCGGUCAGGACAGAAGGAAGCAUUGCAUCACUCCGAUCAGUUUUCGGUAACAGGACGCAGGCCACCUUCAGCGCACGGGCAGCCAGAAACUGCAGCCGAGACUCGAAUCCCUGGCAAUCCUUCCCGCCACCGGAAGCUUCAGCAAUGUCGGACAGGAGCGUAGACGCACUGUGCACAAUCUUCUACGUCGUUCCGUUUGAAGAACUGUAUGCCUUGGACACCCUUAAUUAUCCGUGGCUUCAGAGGAUCACCGGGAUGAGUCUGGUGCCGGCUGUCGAACACAUCAGCGCGAGCAUCAAAGCCGUGGAGAACCCCAAGGUGCGUCUCAUGUGCGUCGCCUUACUGUACUCCUGGCUCAUACCACGAAACGUGUACCACACGUGGAUCCUUUAUCGCCUCAACGAGUGGUUGCAGGCGCAGGACCUCGGAAAAGUUAUUUCUAUGCUGCAAAGAGCGGUGCAGAAUUCCUGCGAUGGCGUGGGAAGCGGAAUCGACAUCGGAACUGCAGUGUGCAUCACCGUUCUGUUGGCCGAUGAGGAGCGCUCCUCGCUCGAGUACACUCCGACAUGCUUUUGCGUGUGGCGAGGUUUGCCCUUUGUGGCCGUCCACGCCUCGGAGGCGAUUGUUGCUCGAUCCAAGUACUGGGCCUCCCUCGCCAAAGUGAUCGGGGACCUCCAUGACUGGCAUCGCGGAGUUUACGCUAACCUGAGCUCCGCGUAUGCAGAGGCGGUCAGAAACCGCGCAGCCCCUGUGAAGGUCAAAAAAAUUCAGCAUGAAGAACUGCACUGAGAAACCCCUGACCAAGCGGGCACCAUGGCACAAAGGGCAACUAUCUUGGAUUUUUUGUAAAUAAAUAAUAG